AGUUCAUUUUUUACAUGAAUUAAUUGUGUAUUUAUCAUCAUUUUACUUAGGAAAAUCUAGUUCUCAAUAAAUGUUAAUAUUAUUAUGUAGAAAUUAUGAGAGUUAAUCUAAUAAAUAUUACUACACCAAAAAGUUCGUUUUUUCAGUGUGUCCUAAUAAUAUUAAAUAAAUCGUAUUUUCUGUUUGUUAUUUUCUUUACAUAUUUCUAUGGACCUAGUUAUUUUUAGUGUUAUAAAUGGCAUUAUAACACAAUAUUCAUGACUGACAACAUAUCAGUCAUUGAAUAAACUUGAUUCGGAACAGAAACGCACACAAACUGUGUUUCUGACAUGCAUUAUCAGCACUGUGGAAAGAAUUACAAUACAAUGUUCUGAACAGGGUUCAUGUAAAGAAACACUGAUCACCUGAACGGUGACUUCACAAAAUUAUUAUUUACAACAAAACAACAUCAAUAAUAUAAGAGCUUAAACCUUUAUGACAUUUUGCUAACAAAUAUUUAAGUAGUUAAAGUUCUUAUCAGUUCUUAUUCUGUGAUAAAGCUUAAAAAAUAAAAAUGUUCAGGCGCAAAGAAUUGUGGGUAUUCCUUACAACAUGUGCAAAUACAUGUAAGUAAAUUUUACUUAGAUUUUUUAGUUUGAUGAUUAAAAUGUACUUAAUUAUUUUAGGACUAUGUGCAGUGACUAUAAAACAGAUAAAUAAUACAAGAAAAUAUCUAAUAAGACUUACUAUUCCCACACAGUUCAUUUUUUACAUGAAUUAAUUGUGUAUUUAUCAUCAUUUUACUUAGGAAAAUCUAGUUCUCAAAAAUGUUAAUAUUAUUAUGUAGAAAUUAUGAGAGUCAAUCUAAUAAAUAUUACUACACCAAAAAGUUCGUUUUUUCAGUGUGUCACCCGUUAUAUGCCACAUUUAUGAGUCGCCUCAGCCACUGUAUUUUCAUGUGGGACCAGGACGAUCUGACGGCCCUGAAGAUGGCAAAGCCUGCAGAGCUAGAAGCUGACUGGAGACCAUCAUCUGAAGCUUGUGUACUGCGCCGUAUCAGUCGUAGCGAGCUAGCCCUACAUUGCAGGAGAACCACUCGUGGGACCAAGGAGACCCUGACGAUGAUUGAGAGCCUCAUUCAGGCCUUUGAAGGAGAUGCUGGUCGUGACACUCUGGGAGUCCCUUUAAUAAACUCAGCCCGGAUGACUGAGAUCAUAAAGUCCCAGCGAAAGCAUGUGGCCUGCAUCCAGGAUCCUCAAGGUGUGCAGCUCUACAUGCAGACGGGCACUUUAAUGAAGGGAGGGCAUCGUCUGCCAACUUACCGCUGUGCCAGAGGUUCUACUUCGCUGGAGUCUUUUCAUCUGCACCUCAACAGAUUCAUCCCAGGCACGCUGGCAAGUGACACCUUUUUUCAGGCGUAUCUUUUGGAUGGACUUGCAAGGUGGAAUGAGGACCGGGCUGUGGCAGCAACAACUGAUGAGCAGCAGCCACAUUCCUAUAGUCAUCUUCUCCGUCAUGCUGCCAAUAUUCUUGCAGAGGAGGUCAUGGGCAUGAAAAUCAGCCCUUAUGUUGGGCCAAGAAAGUACACUGGUGAACUUAUCGGAGUAGAGUAUCUUUACCAGCAAACUGGUAAAGUUCUGCAGGACUACAGGUUGGCCAUUGAAGAGUCUGAGACCACUGAGGUUGUUAUAGAGGUGGAGGAAGCUUAUGAUGAACUUGAGGAGUUUCAAGACAUCACUGUCCCCACCUUUGACACAGAGCGGAUACCUUCUGCUAGUGAUGGGACAUCUGAAGCGAGGCUCCGGAGCUUGUGUCGAGCAAAAAGGGGCGUUCCAGAUGAAGCCCCGAUUCGAGGCUUGUAUCGUUUCCGUGAAAAUCACGUGACGAUGACAAACGAGGCCUCGUUUUCUGUUGAAUACGUCAUUGCUUCAUUCUGA
Messenger RNA from Misgurnus anguillicaudatus (oriental weatherfish), 1916 nucleotides. Lineage: Eukaryota; Metazoa; Chordata; Actinopteri; Cypriniformes; Cobitidae. The record is from RefSeq and is a predicted model, not a curated record.